Zingiber officinale is the source of this 2601-nucleotide messenger RNA. RefSeq names its product BTB/POZ domain-containing protein At3g44820-like. The coding region runs from base 831 to 2396 and encodes 521 amino acids. The transcript is spliced from 5 exons. The record is from RefSeq and is a predicted model, not a curated record. Lineage: Eukaryota; Viridiplantae; Streptophyta; Magnoliopsida; Zingiberales; Zingiberaceae.
AAAAAAGGGACAUUUUAGAAAUCACAAAACCGCGUGUGAAGUGAAGUUUGGAUGGAUGCUCUAAAAAGCCGUUAUUAAGUUACCUUCCGUGCUUUUCCCGAUUUUCUUUCCCAUCCCGAUGGCGAUGGGGGUGCUCAGUCGGUGGAGCGUCGUUGUCCGAGGCAAGCCGCGAGGAGGCUGACGACCUCCCGAGGCCGCCACAGAGUGAGCUGCUCAUGAUGGAUGUCCCCCCUGGUAGGUCAAGAUAGCCAACGAUCUCCUCCUCUUCGCCCUUUCCCUUUUUCUUCUCUCCACCACUGCACUAGUGCUGUUUACAGCUGCGAUCGGUCGCUUCCUCGCUCCGACCUGCACGCCUUCGUUCUCGCUCCCUGCACGGUUCUUUGAUCGGAUCGAAGAUUUCAUCUAUCGUCAGGUGUCACGCUUCAAGGCGCCUGCAAUUUUCGGGGUUCUUGCAACCCUAACAGGAUGGCUUCGACGGAUGGGAAGGAUUGUUAUUUUUAUCGUCGAGGAAAUGAUUGCAUCAUUGCCGUUGAACUUUUCUGAUUAUUACACACUAAGACAAGAGAUUAGUUUUUAAUGAGACAGCAGACACCCAUGUUGCUGUGGGAUCAGGCGAUCAGCCAAUUGAAAUUUCAAGAGACAUUAUGGAAUAACGAACAAGUAAAGUCCAGUUUGUUAGUCUUAGUUACAGUUGGACUCCCCGCCCCCACCUUUUUUUGAAAAAAAAAAGCAAACAUUUUGCUGAUUUUAGGUUCUCUAAAACAAGGAUCCCAAGUGAUAUUGUUAUUGAAGUAGAGGGGCAACUAUUUCAUCUGCAUAAGUUCCCACUCAUGUCAAAAUGUGGGAAAAUUGCACGUGUUUUAGAAGGACUGCAAACUGUCAAAGAAAGCACACAUCAUAUGUUAUCAGGUUGUCCUGGAGGAGCUGUUACAUUUCUGAUAGUAGCCAAAUUCUGCUACGGAAUCAAGGUGGAAUUGUCGCCAAAGAACAUCAUAAUUAUAUAUUGUAUAGCCGAAUACCUUGAGAUGACAGAGGAACUUGAUGAAAAGAAUCUACUUCCAGAAGCAGAAAGUUUCUUUCAUAAGUCCAUUCUUCACAGCUGGAAAGACUGUAUUGUGGCUCUACAAAGCUUUGAUCCUUCUCUUUACCACGGCGAGUCUGGACAUAUUGUUGGUAAAUGUACUAAUGCUCUCUCAACGAUGAUAUGUACUGAUCAUAGUUUGUUUGGGUGGCCAAUGAUGCUAUAUGGAAGCUUGCAAAGUCCUGGUGGUAGUAUCCUAUGGAAUGGGAUACGUACAGGUGCCAGAAUUAGAAGCUCACAAUCUGACUGGUGGUGCGAAGAUAUCUCAAUGCUAGGUAUUUGGAUCUUCAAAAGACUGAUUAAAACAAUGCAGGAGCGACAUGUAAGAACCAUAAUUGUCACUGGUGCUCUGAUGCAUUAUGCUAAAAAACAAUUACCAGGCCUUGCUCGGUGGGAAAAGAAACAUGGUGGUAGAUAUCUUACAAGUCUUAAUUCAUCAGCAGAUGUAAUAAAUCACAAAGUGUUAAUUGAAAGCAUUGUUGACUUGCUUCCGCAAAAGAAGGGAAAGUCCUACUGUCGUUUUCUUUUAGGACUCCUAAGGUUUGCUGUAAUACUAAAAGUUAACCAGUCAUGCAAAGAAACUCUCCAGAGAAAUAUUGGCAUGCAACUUGAUUUGGUGACUCUUGAUUGUCUUUUAAUUCCAAACUUCUUAGAUUCUGACAAUCUGUAUGACACUGACUGUGUUGAACAGAUUAUUCAUUAUUUCUUGGAUUCACAAGAGUCUAGUAUGGGAACAUUUUCACCUCCCUCAUCUGAUUCUACUUUUACUAGAUCGACUUCUUCCUUGAACAGAGUCACACAGCUGAUUGACAGUUACAUUACUGAGGUUGCUCCUGAUAUCAAUCUAAGGCCUGAAAAGAUGCUUGCUCUUCUUCGAGCUCUUCCAAAAUCUUUGCGAAGCCAGUAUGAUGGAUUGUAUAGAGCGUUGGAUGUGUAUUUGAAGGAGCACCCUUCGCUGGUAGAGAAGGAUAAGAUGCUACUUUGCAGCACUAUAGAUUUUCGAAAACUCUCUACUGCUACAUGUGCACAUGCAUCACAGAAUGAACGAUUGCCACAUAGAAUCAUUUUACAGGUUCUAUUUUUUGAGCAGUUGCAGAUGCAAAUGGCUCUUUCUCAAUACCUUGAUGCUAUGGACACAGACAGCGUUGCUGCUGCAAAUAGCAUGGCUGGAAAUUUCCUGCGGAGAGGUGGGUGGGUUUCACUUGUUCGUGAAAAUAGAGUCCUCAAGGUUGACUUGGAAGCACUUGUGUCCAGGGUCGGAAGUUUGGAGCAGGAUCUAGCUAUCAUAAAACAACAAAUUAGACAGAUGGCAUAGUGCUUUGUCAACACUUGUUUUAUGUCCAUAAGACUUAACUUUAUGUGCCUGAAAGCAUGGUGGCUGUUAUUAUACGAAACAAAUACCUAUCUCCACACAGAUUGUAAGUCUGGACAACACCUAUAAAUUUGGUAAGGUAACGUGGAUAAUUGUAAAUCUCUCCUUUGGUCACUGGAGUACUUACCAUGGGUGGUUCUCUGUGCUA